This is a messenger RNA of Coniophora puteana RWD-64-598 SS2, 1215 nucleotides long. RefSeq lists its product as uncharacterized. Gene Ontology annotation, cellular component: periplasmic space. The annotation marks the transcript as partial. Lineage: Eukaryota; Fungi; Basidiomycota; Agaricomycetes; Boletales; Coniophoraceae. The record is from RefSeq and is a predicted model, not a curated record. The transcript has 6 exons. Gene Ontology annotation, molecular function: lyase activity.
CCUCCUAUGACCUCUCCAACAUCGUACCGGACAAUAGACGGGUCUCCGACCGCAGCUCAGGAUCCAGCCCACACUUCCAAAUCAAAAUGCACACCUUCUCCCACCAAAAGCAUGGCACUAAGCGCGACUUGGACAACCUGUCCAUACGUAACGCGCGAUGGAAAGACCAAUCCUGACGUACGAACACUGCGCGGGCCUACAGCUAUCAACGACGCAUCCCAGUCGAUUCUGUACAACGCCAUCGCUUAUGCUCUGACGAGGCAGACCUACUACUCCCAGAGUGUUGCCUCCUUUCUUGAUACCUUCUUUCUUGACUCAGAUACCAAGAUGAACCCUAACCUCAACUUCGGUCAAGUCGUACGAGGUCCAGACGCAAGUGGCCAGGAAGGGACAUUCACUGGGAUCUUGGACUUACGUGGCGUGGUCAAGAUCGUCAACGCCGUUCUCAUCUUACGAGGUACUGGGAGCAGCGAUUGGACCUACGAUCGUGACCAGGGUUUGCUCCAGUGGUCGAAGACAUACGCGAGCUGGCUGGGAAGUGCUCCUGUCGCCACUAAAGCAGCAUCGAGACCAAACAACCACGGCACCUUCUUCUAUUCACAGUUUGUUAGCGUACAGAUUCUCCAAGGUGAUCUCAGCGGGGCGCGAACUUCGUUGGACUACUACUUCACCCAUCAAUUUAAGGAUCAGAUUGCAAAGUCCGGGGAGCAGCCAUUCGAGGCUGUGCGAACACGCCCAUAUCACUACCGAUGCUUCAAUCUCGAGGCGAUGAUUACAAAUGCCAAGCUUGGAGACCAACUGGGAGUGAAUUACUGGACGACGAAAUCCAAAUACGGGACCACUAUUCAAGACGCACUCGAUUACACCAUGAAGUUAAACCCCAAGACGGAGAAAAUUGACGACAUCUUCCCGCACGUCGCGUCGGUUGCUGCUGCUUACGGGGAUCCAGGUGGCAAAUACGAGGCGUUCUUGCGACAGCACGACGCGUCGUACCAGAGCCAGCCGUUCUGGUACUACGAUCAGACGGCUGCUCUGCCAAAUUCGCCGGCGGCGCAGUCGUCAGCAAGCCAUCGACGGCAAGCCCCAGGUGCCUGUUCUGAAGGGACCGAUGAGGCCGACUUUAGCUGCCCUGAAAUAUUCAGUGUGGAGCCGCAGGUAGAGAUUGCGGACGGGAUCUUUGUGACUUGCGAUGACCUGAAACCCUUGUACGAGCUG